Gadus macrocephalus (Pacific cod) is the source of this 1591-nucleotide messenger RNA. RefSeq names its product guanylate cyclase activator 1C (gene guca1c). The record is from RefSeq and is a predicted model, not a curated record. The coding region runs from base 598 to 1167 and encodes 189 amino acids. Gene Ontology annotation, molecular function: calcium sensitive guanylate cyclase activator activity; calcium ion binding. The transcript has 4 exons. Lineage: Eukaryota; Metazoa; Chordata; Actinopteri; Gadiformes; Gadidae.
UUAUUUUAGACACAUAUUUGUCAAUACCCAAUAUUUUUAUAUUUAAAGAAAUACAAUAGAACAAUUGAAACAUAACAAUAGAACAUACAAACUUUGGGCUAAUUUAGAAACGUAACCCUAAAAUCACUGAAGACUUUCCAUAGUAUGGAUCGAGUUUGAGCAACCCAUCCACACAUGCAUACAAUGAAUGCAUGUGUGAAUGGGUUUAUACGAAUGGCUCUACAAACAGUCACUGUUUGGAGGAGCCAAAGGUACAUACAACCUGGCCUGGUGCCCUUCCUCCAAUACCAUGUAUUCUGGAAGUGGUUCCCACCCCUGAAGCUGCGUGCCAGGUAACACCAAGGCGUUCCUGGAAGACUUAUCCCAUUAGAGGGGUUUAUUUCCCCCUUGAGACACUAGAAGACUAAGAGAUCAUGCCAAUGACACACCACCGGCUUCUGUCAGUCCCCUAGCACUCCCUCUCGGGUGAUCUCCAUCUAUCCCUCCGUGCCCACCCGCCGUCCACCCCGGUACCGCUGCCGCCGCUGCUCUCCGGGGACAUCCUCAGCUACCGUCGUCGGCAGAAGAAAGGUGUUCGUCGAUCGAGAAGCAGACGAUAUGGGUGCCCACGGGUCGAACCUGGACGCCAUCUUGGAGGAGGACAUGCACCACUGGUACAACAAGUUCAUGCGAGAGUCGCCGUCGGGUCUCAUCACCCUGUUUGAGCUGAAGAGCAUGCUGCAGAUGAAAGGCAUGACCGAGGAAGCCAGCAGCUAUGUGGACCAGAUCUUUUUAACCUUUGACAUGGAUGGGGACGGAUACAUAGACUUUGUUGAAUACAUUGCAGCAGUGAGUUUACUGCUCAAAGGGGAAAUCAACCAGAAACUCAAGUGGUACUUCAAGCUCUUCGAUCAAGAUGGGAAUGGAAAAAUCGACAAGGACGAAAUGGAGACUAUAUUUAAGGCAAUUCAAGACAUCACUAGGAGUUACGAGAUCCCACCUGAGGACAUUGUGACUCUUGUUUAUGAGAAGAUUGACGUAAAUGGAGAAGGGGAGUUGACCCUGGAGGAGUUUAUCAGCGGAGCCCGGCUGCAUAGCGACAUCAUGGAUAUGCUCUCCAAGAUGAUGGACCUCACCCAUGUCCUCGAGAUAAUCGUCAUGGGGCAGAAGACCAAAGCUGUCAACUGACAAACCUUUGUAAUUCCCAUUACGGGGGAUUAACAAUGGAAGAGAGAAGGGUUUGGGAGAGCUGGAAAAGGCUGAAUUUCAAAGGCAAACUGCAUUGUGUUCAGAGAGCUUCAAGUGCCAAGUUUUGUUUUUGUUUAUCUCUGGAGAUGGAUUUUGGAUGAGUUGACUUUGAUCAGUAGUCUGAAAGAUAGGUCUCUGUUUGUCUCUAAAGUUUGUAAUGCAAAGCAUCCGGGACACCUUCAGUUCUGUUUCAGGUUGCAUUGAUACCGUUUUAAACGGUAGUUCUUUCAAAGGUACGAAUAGAUCCAGAAACCCAUGUCUAGUAUGAUGACGCACAAGAUGUUUAGUCGUUUUGACGAAGUGUUAUUUCAAAUAGACGAACAUGUUGCCUUAUUCAUCAAUACAAUCUGUUUUUGAUUUCAUA